Messenger RNA from Saprolegnia diclina VS20, 3193 nucleotides. RefSeq lists its product as hypothetical. The record is from RefSeq and is a predicted model, not a curated record. NCBI's taxonomy places the organism in Eukaryota, Oomycota, Saprolegniomycetes, Saprolegniales, Saprolegniaceae. The transcript has 9 exons. Bases 1 to 3150 code for a protein of 1049 amino acids.
AUGGCCGGUGACCUCCGGUGCUACUGGCAAGACGACGGCGCUGCGUGCGCCAAAGCCGACUGGCCCGCGUGCGGCUUCAACUGGCUCGUCAACGGCCCCGUCGGUCUCAUUUGGGGGCUCUGGUUCUUUCUGGGGCUGUACAUGCUCCAGCGCGAUGGCUCGAUCCGAAAUCUGUGCCGUUUCGACACCUCGCGCAUCCACGACCCACUCGCACAAGGCAUUGCAAUCGCGCUGGCACAGCGCAGGUAUGGCUCGAACCAGACACCGCGGCUCCUGCGCUACGUCAAACUCUGCGCCAUGUGGGCCGAGUGGCCGGCGUUCACGACGACACCGCUUUCGUUCGCCUACAACGUGGCCGGCACGCAAGGCUACAGCCAAGAAAUCUUUGUCGCCUACUCUACGCUGAUUGAAUCGGUGACGUUUGCGCUCUCGCUUUUCUGCGGCGUCCUCGUGCUAAGCGUGCGAGUGGGCAUGAAGCCAUCGGCGCAGCGUGACACACUUUUGCGGCGCUACGUCUACCCGAUCACGUUUGACGCGCUCUACAUUCCGCUCGUGACGACAUAUGUGCGUCUCGGCACGUGCCCCGAGGGGUAUAAUCACAUCCCGCUCCCCGGCGGGGCAACCUGCGCGUGUCUGAACCGCUACGGUCUCUACUGGGCUGUGGGUCUUCUCGGAUUUGUCAUCUUGUAUGCGAGUUCGCUGUACUACAAGAUGUUUAUCGAGCCGCUCGGAACCACGAUGGACUUUCGGUUUGAAACUAGCUUUCAGAUCAUCAUGGUCAUGGCCCGCACACUCAGUCCCAUAUACUCGGUGCUCGUCAUCGGGCUGCAGCUCAAGGGAGAGAAAACGGCCGCCAUUCCCGUCGCGCUCGGCUUCCUCGUCUGUGUGUCCUUCCUCCUCCACUACACGUACCGGAUGCAGCCGUGCAUUGGGAGUGGCCGCCUCCCCAACAACAUCCGCGUGCUCUCGUUCUCGAGCUCGCUCUACACAACACUGUGUGUGUUGGUGUACCUUCUCACACCGCUCACGCUCAACGGGCUCUAUGCCGCGCUGCUGUCACUGCCGCUCGUUUGGCUUUUGGCGUGGCAUGUCAACGACAAGCGCGCGCGGCGCUUCUACAUCCCGGACCUCUCAAUUUUGGAUCUACUCCAGGAGCGGUCGCCGCAAGCCAAGAUGGUCGGGACCAUUGCCGCCUUGUACAUGGACGCGGCCAAGGUCCGACACGUGGACCACGAAGCCAUCGUGUUUCAUUUGCACAGUAUUGCCAAACACUCGAUGCUCGGCGUGCCCCUGUGUCGCAUCUAUGCGAUUCGGACACUUUGGUUUUGCUACAUUCGGAACUUUCGAAAUGCAAAAUGUGCGAUCGGUGAGCCCAACGACGCGCUUGUGAUUCCGUGCACGCUCUUUUACAAGGACCGCGAGAAUCCGGACCGGCCAAAGAGAGCACCCAAGACAGCGCUCACCACAGCGCUGCAGCGUGUCAAGCUCACCCGCAUCGAGUCCGUCGUUGAUGUGCUCGACGUCGAUGUGCUAUCGACCCGGCAUCACUUGACGAAGGCGGGCACACGCGCCGCGGAUAUCUUUAAAUCCAAGCUGCGCCGCCCGAUAACACGCCAUGCCAAGGUGGCCAACGCGACAAUCGACCCCAACCUUGUGUGCGCGCGAAAGCGGUCGCUGGCCAAGCAAACGUACUUUAUGAUUCUCCUCCGAAGCAAGCACUGGAUCUGCAAAAACGAAGCGCCGGAAGCCGCAAUGGUGCACCAUGAACUGCUGCACCACAUGGCUCUUGAAGUGCUCUCGCAAAGCUGUGCGAUGGACGACCGGGUUGCUAUGCACGAAAUCGGCGUCUUUUUGCUCCAGUGGUACAGAACAAAGUACCUUCGGCUCAACAAAACCGUAUACCUCCACAUUCUCUCGACGCUCUGCGCGACGUCGAACCGCAAACUCGCGCUCGACGUGACAUACACGGUGUACAAGCUCUGCGCCGAGGGCUUCUUCUUACCCGAGCUCUGGCUCCAACACACGUCGUUUCUCAACAACUUUGUGCUUAGCCUCGGGCACAACAGCCAACAAACCGUCUCUCAGUGCGCGACGGUCCUCGUCUCGAUCCUCGAAUGUGCCGAAGCCGACCCAAAGACGAAUUUAUUCGUGCUCUUGACACCCGAGUCGAUCGGCAAGAUCCAUACGGCUUUCCACACGUGGUGCGAGUCGUACGAGCUCAGCGUUGCGCUCGAGCGCUGCUGCUUGAGCCUCCACCGGAUCGAAGCCGACCAGCGGCGCAAGCUGUGGCACCACCGGCAGUCGAUCGAUUUUUCGUCGCACUCGAGAGCAGUCCACGAGUCCUUUCUCAAGCGCGACAAGGAAGGAGCGCACUUUGAUCGGGCCCUGUGGCUCAACAUGUCGAUGGUCGCGCCGCGCGAACACAGCACCGCCAGCUCGCUGACACGCCAGACGCCCCGGAAGGCGUCGCGCAAGGCCGCCAUCGUCUAUGUCAACGACGCGGGCCCGCGCCCGAGCGUCGUGGCGCAUUUUCCAGGUCCACGCACGUCGACGCUCGGGGGCACGCCGGAAGGAGCGACGGCAGUCGUUACGCCGAUGAACGAUGAUGACGCACUGCGCAAGGUGAGCUACGUGCCUACGAAUCGCGUGACGAGCAAGGUCUCGACGAUGGAGCGCAUUCGUCGGCUCUCGAUCGACUUGCUCCGGCCAUCGUUGCCGCGCGCUCCUACGACCAAAUCGGACGAAUAUGUCUUUGUGACGACGGCGAUUUUGUCGGAAAUCACGCGCCGGCAACAGCUCCGCAGCCACUUUGAGUCCGAGCUGCAAAAAACGUACUACCUCUUUGAAGAGAUGCUCAUGGAACCGCUCGUCAACGGCGUCGAGUGGCUCAAAGACACGCCAAAAGUCGUGUCGCGACGGCGCUCGUCAUCGGGUCGCAAGGCGACCAACCACGGUGUUCUUGGCGCGUUCACCGCGCUCAUGAAGAUUUACUCGACGGCCGAAGAGUGUGCGCUGCACGACUACAUCUACACGACGCUCGACAAGGACCUCGUGUCGUUUUUUGAAAAGCACGUCAAGCCGUUCGUCGAGUGCUGCGAAGCCGAGGCCAAGUCAGGCUUCUGGACGCGCUGGUGCCGCCGCAAAGAAUAGCCUUGAGGUAGAUCAACAAGUACCCAUACACGUCACAUAUUGG